Messenger RNA from Xenopus tropicalis (tropical clawed frog), 2903 nucleotides. It is a transcript of the gene eef2.2, whose product is annotated as eukaryotic translation elongation factor 2, gene 2. Gene Ontology annotation, cellular component: cytoplasm. Gene Ontology annotation, molecular function: GTPase activity; GTP binding. NCBI's taxonomy places the organism in Eukaryota, Metazoa, Chordata, Amphibia, Anura, Pipidae. The record is from RefSeq and is marked provisional.
CGAGUCCCCCAUCAGCGAGGCGGCUCCCUGCUCCCGGCCUGCUCGGGGAAUCCCGAAACAUCCGCCACCAUGGUGAACUUCACCGUAGACCAGAUCCGAGCGAUCAUGGACAAGAAGUCCAACAUAAGGAACAUGUCGGUGAUUGCCCACGUGGAUCAUGGGAAAUCCACCCUGACCGACUCGCUGGUGUGCAAAGCCGGCAUCAUUGCCUCUGCCAGGGCCGGGGAGACCCGCUUCACCGACACCCGCAAGGAUGAGCAAGAGCGCUGCAUUACUAUCAAAUCCACGGCUAUCUCCUUAUACUAUGAGCUGUCAGAGAAUGACCUGGCAUUCAUCAAACAGUGCAAGGAAGGUUCUGGUUUCCUCAUUAACCUCAUUGACUCCCCGGGGCACGUGGACUUCUCCUCCGAGGUGACGGCUGCCCUGCGAGUAACAGAUGGCGCUCUCGUGGUUGUUGACUGCGUAUCAGGUGUGUGCGUACAGACGGAGACAGUGUUGCGUCAGGCCAUCGCCGAGAGGAUUAAACCAGUCCUGAUGAUGAAUAAAAUGGACCGGGCCCUGCUGGAACUGCAGCUAGAGCCGGAGGAACUGUAUCUCACCUUCCAGCGAAUUGUAGAGAACGUCAAUGUCAUCAUUUCCACCUAUGGAGAGGGAGAAUCCGGCCCAAUGGGGAAUAUCAUGAUUGACCCAGUCAUCGGCACCGUGGGGUUCGGCUCCGGCCUGCACGGAUGGGCUUUCACCCUCAAGCAAUUCGCAGAGAUGUACGUCGCAAAAUUCGCGUCCAAAGGAGAGAAGACGAAACUAAAUCCUGCUGAUCGCGCGAAGAAAGUAGAAGACAUGAUGAAGAAAUUAUGGGGAGACAAGUAUUUCGACCCGUCCACGGGCAAAUUCAGCAAAACCGCCACCAAUGCCGAAGGAAAGAAGCUGCCCCGCACAUUCAGCCAGCUUAUCCUUGACCCCAUCUUUAAGAUCUUUGAUGCCAUUAUGAACUUCAAGAAAGAAGAAACAGCCAAACUGAUAGAGAAGCUGGAUAUCAAGCUCGAUACUGAGGACAAAGAAAAGGAAGGGAAACCUCUUCUCAAGGCGGUUAUGCGCCGUUGGCUGCCUGCGGGAGACGCCUUGUUACAAAUGAUCACAAUCCACCUGCCAUCUCCAGUAACAGCGCAGAAAUACCGCUGCGAGCUGCUGUACGAAGGGCCACCUGACGACGAAGCUGCUUUGGGUGUGAAAAGCUGCGACCCUAAAGGACCCCUGGUGAUGUACAUCUCUAAGAUGGUGCCCACGUCGGACAAGGGCCGUUUCUAUGCCUUCGGCCGUGUUUUCUCUGGAAUUGUAUCAACAGGACAGAAAGUGCGUAUCAUGGGCCCCAACUACACCCCUGGAAAGAAAGAAGAUUUGUACCUAAAGCCCAUUCAGCGCACCAUAUUGAUGAUGGGUCGUUACGUGGAGCCCAUUGAAGAUGUCCCUUGUGGCAACAUUGUCGGCCUCGUCGGGGUUGACCAGUUCCUGGUUAAGACCGGCACCAUCACUACUUUUGAACAUGCCCAUAACAUGCGAGUGAUGAAGUUCAGCGUCAGCCCCGUGGUGCGAGUAGCCGUUGAAGCCAAAAACCCUGCUGACCUCCCCAAACUGGUGGAAGGCUUGAAGCGCCUGGCUAAAUCUGAUCCUAUGGUUCAGUGUAUUAUUGAAGAGUCAGGAGAACAUAUCAUUGCCGGUGCUGGAGAGCUACAUCUAGAAAUCUGCCUUAAAGACCUUGAAGAGGACCAUGCGUGUAUUCCUCUCAAGAAAUCCGACCCCGUGGUUUCCUACCGCGAGACCGUAAGCGAGGAAUCCAGCCAGCUCUGCUUGUCCAAAUCUCCAAACAAGCACAAUCGUUUAUUCAUGAAGGCGAGACCCUUCCCAGACGGACUGGCCGAAGACAUUGACAAGGGGGACGUAAGCUCCAGGCAGGAAUUAAAGCAACGCGCCCGCUACUUGGCAGAGAAGUACGAAUGGGACGUGGCAGAGGCCCGAAAGAUUUGGUGCUUUGGCCCUGAUGGAACAGGACCCAACAUCUUAGUGGAUGUUACCAAAGGCGUCCAGUAUCUAAAUGAGAUCAAGGACAGCGUUGUGGCUGGAUUCCAGUGGGCCACCAAAGAGGGUGUGCUGUGUGAGGAGAACUUGAGAGGAGCCAGGUUUGACAUUCAUGACGUCACACUGCAUGCUGAUGCCAUCCAUCGAGGAGGCGGGCAAAUAAUCCCCACGGCCAGGAGAGUCCUGUAUGCCUCCGCCCUCACAGCUCAGCCCCGCCUCAUGGAACCCAUCUAUCUAGUAGAGAUUCAGUGCCCAGAGCAGGUAGUAGGAGGCAUCUAUGGCGUACUGAACAGGAAGCGCGGCCAUGUCUUUGAAGAAUCCCAAGUAGCAGGGACACCAAUGUUUGUGGUGAAGGCGUAUCUUCCCGUAAAUGAAUCAUUUGGUUUUACUGCUGAUUUACGCUCUAACACCGGCGGCCAGGCUUUCCCCCAGUGCGUGUUCGAUCACUGGCAGAUCCUGCCCGGAGAUCCAUUUGACAGCACCUCCCGCCCCAGCCAAGUUGUUGGAGAAACCCGCAAGCGGAAAGGCUUGAAGGAAGGGAUCCCACCCCUGGAUAACUUCCUCGAUAAAUUGUAACCCCUCCCCGGUCUCAGACCCUAGGUCCUGUCAGUCUUGUGAUUUACAGCAACGCCGCUUUUUCUCAUGAACCAGAUUCCAAUCUCAUCACACAGCAGAAUCCCAGCACUUACCUCUGACUAGGAGAACACCAGGAGGAUCCUUUGCCCUCUAAAAACAAAUGACAUUAAUAUGAAAAAAAUAUAAAAGAACAAAACCAUCAGAAAAAGGAAAAUCUUCCUCCAAAAAUCGUAAAUAAACAAUGUAAAUGUUAA